AUUACAAUCUUCGCCUUUUCCAAUUCAAUCGAUCGGAUCCAUCAGUCCGAUCUUCCUCCUAACAAUCUUGGUGACGGAAAACCCUAAUCGCCAUGAAUGAAUCUCAUCGAAGUUCUGUACAUCAAGCACUUGGUGGUGGCCAAGUUGCCGACGUGUUGCUUUGGAGGAGACGAGUUGGAAGUGUGUUUAUACUAGUUGCUUCGACUUCCUUAUGGUUACUCUUUGAGCGAGCUGGUUACAACAUCCUAUCGUUUGUUUCAAAUGUUCUAUUACUUCUUGUUGUCAUCCUCUUCCUUUGGGCUAAAUGUGCUUCUCUUCUAAAUAGACCUCUGCCUCCAUUGCCAAAUCUGGAAAUCUCCCAGGAAUAUGUAUUGGUUCUUGCUGAUACAAUCCAACCAAUAGUGAAUUGUGUUUUAUCUGUUGCUAGAGAAAUUGCAGUUGAUGGGAAUCUGAAACUUUUUCUAAAGGUUGCUUUUGGGCUUUGGGUUAUAUCCUUUAUUGGUAGUUUCUUCAACUUCAUCACUUUAGUCUAUCUGGGCAUUCUUGUCAGCCUGUCGUUACCAGCAUUGUAUGAAAAAUAUCAGGAUCCAGUCGAUGAUAAAUUGACUGUAGCUCACAAAAUGAUUGAGACGCAAUGCAGGAGUUUUGAUGACAAGAUUCUUAGAAGGAUUAAAAUGCCAUUUCAAAAGGAAAAGAAGAUCUAAUAGACUAAUUGUUUCCAUUUGCUGAAUGAUGAUUGUUGAUAUCAUCUGGUAUUAUCAUCAAUUGCAACUUACAAGACUCUUUUGGUUGAUGCAUCUAUUAUGCUCCGAGUCUUCCUAUGUUUUCUUUUGGGCACGAAUUUCUUAGAUGAGUAGCACAGCAAAGACAACAGUCUGAUGUAUUUCUUUUUUCUGUUCUGCAAUAGGGUGUAGCUACGGUUUUUCUUUGUGAAAUAUUCCAACUUUGUUUGACAUUUUUCCAACUCUUAAUUACUUGGCACAUUCAAAAUUGUAGUUAUUGCAUUGCCUAUUAUUAGAUGGGAAAA
Molecule: messenger RNA, 1027 nt
Organism: Impatiens glandulifera
Lineage: Eukaryota; Viridiplantae; Streptophyta; Magnoliopsida; Ericales; Balsaminaceae
Product: reticulon-like protein B11
Exons: 6
Coding region: 93-704 (203 amino acids)
Source: RefSeq, a predicted model, not a curated record